AUGACAAUCGUUCGAUCUGACACCGCCAAUGCUGUAACGGUUGAAGUGGAGGACAAGUUUAUGAUUACAGCCCACGUUGUGGCCAUCACUCCCGAGGAGUCUCGAAUCCACAACUACGGAAUCACCUCGGAGUCGGAGCACUGCUUUGCCCAUCUGGAGCUGAACUUCGAGUUCUACUCUCUCAGCCCCCGUGUGACGGGCGUUCUUGGGCAGACAUACGGAUCAGAGUACAGGAGCCCCAUUAACUUGGGCGCCGCCAUGCCCGUGGUGGGAGGUGAGGCCGAUUAUGUGACCACCAAUCUGUUUGCCACUGACUGCAAAGUUGCCCGCUUCGGCUCACCCAAUAACGACAACGACAUCAACACCAACGAUUUCUCCAUCCUCGACCUCAACUGUGCAGGGAGACCCGGUGGCCGUGACAUGGUUUUCCGGAGAUGGAUCUAUAUUUAG
This is a messenger RNA of Cryptomeria japonica (Japanese cedar), 450 nucleotides long. RefSeq lists its product as uncharacterized. The transcript has a single exon. The coding region runs from base 1 to 450 and encodes 149 amino acids. NCBI's taxonomy places the organism in Eukaryota, Viridiplantae, Streptophyta, Pinopsida, Cupressales, Cupressaceae. The record is from RefSeq and is a predicted model, not a curated record.